CCCCUUUUCAAUUUCAACGUUCGAUCAGCAAGUUCUAAGGGCGGUGGUUCUCGUUACCAGUUCUUCGUUAAAUUUCUCAUUUGGUAUCGUUUAUAAUUCGGACUGCACUUUUAAAUUCACGAUAUGCGGAUCUCUUUAAGCAGACUGGGAAGCUCGCUUCCGUUCUCCAGAUUCUUUAGGCAGGUUGAGCAUGAGAUGGAGACUGUGGUCAAAGUACUCCAACCUGGACCUUUAGGAAUUAUAGAGCACAAGUUUUCUGCUGAGGAGAUUGCAAAAGCCAAUUCUACUGUUAAGAAAGCAGUAGAGAAUUGGAAGAGGAAUGCAAUCAUAGAAAGAAAUAGGCCUCUUUUGAAAGAUUAUAUCAAUUAAAGACAUAUCAUUUGUUCAUAUUUUCUGAUGCAAAGAAUAAUUGUGGACAAUAGUAAGCUCUCAUCAUCCUUUAUUCUGCCUGUAGAUGAUUCUUGCUACCAAUGCUC
Messenger RNA from Lactuca virosa, 476 nucleotides. The record is from the annotation of a GenBank genome assembly. Lineage: Eukaryota; Viridiplantae; Streptophyta; Magnoliopsida; Asterales; Asteraceae.